GACACUAAAGUGGCAGAAAUGACUGUCACCACAGCUCUCCGUUGGCUGUUCCUCAUGUCUGUUAUAAUUCUGACCAUUGGCGGUAAUAUACUGGUGUGCUUGGCUGUGGGGCUCAGCCGCCGAUUGUGGCGGAGAGCUAACUGCUUCGUGGUGUCACUGGCAGUUGCAGAUCUCCUGCUUGGUGUGUUGGUGCUACCAGUAUCUGCCACGCUGGAGCUGCGCAACAUGAAAUGGCGUUUUGGUGGAACCUUGUGUAACAUCUACAUCUCAAUGGAUGUCAUGCUCUGUACAUGCUCCAUCCUGACCCUCUUGGCAAUCAGUGUGAACCGUUACCUGGCCAUCUCGUCUCCCCUCAGCCACUCUCAAAGUGUCACCCCUCAAAGGGUGACACUUGCCAUCAUCUCCAUCUGGGUGCUGUCAUUGGCUGUGGCCUUUUCGCCCAUCCACCUUGGCUGGAACACAGCAGACUACGGGGUGCAGAACUUGGACUGGGAAUUUGGGGAUGAGGGCACUGAUAAUGGACGCUACUGCCAGUUCGAAUGGAAUAACAACUAUGUUCUUAUUUAUGCCUUUGGUAGUUUUUACCUACCACUGCUGGUUAUGUGUGGAAUGUAUCUUUGCAUUUUCAAAGUGGCACGCGAACAGGUAAAACGUAUCCGUGCCACCACUCCCUCAUUUGCACGCUCAGCAACUGCUGCCAUAGCCCGUGAGCACAAGGCUACAGUCACCCUGGCAGCUGUACUUGGUGCAUUUAUUAUCUGUUGGUUUCCAUACUUCAGCUACUUCACCUGUAUGGGUGUAAAGGAAAAGACAACCCCCCCUAACACGCUCCAUUCGGUAGUCCUGUGGCUCGGAUAUUUGAACUCAACCCUUAACCCGAUCCUCUAUCCAGCAUUCAACAGGGAUUUCCGUCGAGCCUACGGAGAGCUGCUUCGCUGCCGAGCACCAUCACACAGAACACUGCUUACUCGUGUGACUUUGCACAAACAAUUAACCUUUUUUAAUCUAUCUAUGGUCUCCCAAAAGUCUAACAAAAAUACGGCCACAGUUAUGAUUGAAAGUGAGAGGAACCUAUCCCGUGAAGAGAGACAUUGCCCUGAUAAGUCAAGGUGAAAAUUAUUUGGAUGAUUCAACUGACAGACCGUAUAAAUGUUACAGAUUCAAAUCUACUUAAUUGCUCAAAGCACCAUCUUAGCUGAUUAUUCAUAUCAGAUUUUCAGUUUAUCCUUUCAAAGAGCUUAUAUUUCAAGAAACAAAACUAUCAAUGUUACAUGAGGGGAUUAUAGGUAAAGCCACAAGUCAAAUCCAAAGUCUAAGGGUUUGAUUGACAAGUAUUUUUCAUCCUACUAUUUAUUUAUGAAGUAUCUGAAGAGUAAACAUGUGCUAGUUAGAAAUUAGUGUAAUACUCAAUACAAAGCUAUUUAGGUAAGUUUAUUGAAGUGAUAUAUCCCAGUACAGGUUCCAGUAAGAAGGAUGGAAACACAGGUAGCUAAAUGAUAAAAAAUGUUUGUUUUUCUCUCCCUGAAAACCUGCAAGUCAUAGUGAAUAUGUGAACCAGCAAGCUGAUUUUAUAUGCGUAAUCUGUUUAUGUUUCACCUGACCCAGGAAAAAUGACCCAAAAGAAUUUCCUGGAUGUUUUAACA
This is a messenger RNA of Girardinichthys multiradiatus, 1643 nucleotides long. RefSeq names its product histamine receptor H2b (gene hrh2b). NCBI's taxonomy places the organism in Eukaryota, Metazoa, Chordata, Actinopteri, Cyprinodontiformes, Goodeidae. The record is from RefSeq and is a predicted model, not a curated record. The transcript is spliced from 2 exons. Gene Ontology annotation, molecular function: G protein-coupled receptor activity. Bases 19 to 1113 code for a protein of 364 amino acids. Gene Ontology annotation, cellular component: membrane. Gene Ontology annotation, biological process: adenylate cyclase-activating adrenergic receptor signaling pathway.